Messenger RNA from Durotheca rogersii, 1307 nucleotides. RefSeq lists its product as uncharacterized. The transcript is spliced from 2 exons. Bases 166 to 1215 code for a protein of 349 amino acids. Lineage: Eukaryota; Fungi; Ascomycota; Sordariomycetes; Xylariales; Xylariaceae. The record is from RefSeq and is a predicted model, not a curated record.
GUUCACUGGUGCCUAUGGCAUCUAGAGGUGGGAAUCAUUCAGUAUUAUACUAAUGUCACCCCUCGCCGAGAUUCUCGACCUCUACUAGCUGGUGAUCAGGACAGGUUCACAGGACAGCCCACCCCAACCCCCAUCCCGAACGUGCAAGGAGGUCGACUAUUCAUCAUGCCCAGCCCCGGGGACCAACCAGCGCCGGAAAACGAGGGGCUCCGACCGUUGAACUUGGGGCUCACUUGGGCUUUGACUGCGUUGGCCGCCAUCGCUGUCGCUGCUCGGUUCGCCGUGCGUAAACGGGUUUCGAGAGCCUGGGGCCUCGAUGACUGGAUCAUGCUCCUCGCGAUGGUCCUCCAGCUCUUCUACCAGUCCAUAUUCACCUUGAUGUGCGCCUGGGGCCUGGGAAUCCCGUUCCAGGACCAGUCGCCGCUGCAGCAAAUGAUGCUUGAGAAAUGGGGCUACAUCUCCGCUUUCCCCAGCAUCUCGAUCUCCUUCACGGCCAGGAUUUCCAUCACGAUACUCCUCAUCCGCAUCUUCGGAUCCCGAAAGUGGUUCAGGUGGUACUUCAUCAGCUUCACCGCCACCCUGACCUUGGUCGGAGUCCUUAGCAUCAUCUUCCUCGCAGCCUCCUCUGAUCCGUGGGAGGGCCUUUGGGAUCACGAUCUUCCGGCGAGGCGGUUGGACCCCUGGGUUUACCAAGGCACCGCUAUCGCCGCACAAUUCCUUAACGCCAUAUCCGACUUCACUUACGUCCUCUUCCCGGUUCUUAUCAUUUGGACGCUUAACAUGCCCCUUCGCCGCAAGGUCGCCUUAUUGUUUCUUAUGGCGGCAUCACUCAUUACUAUGGGAGUUGUGCUUUUAAAGAUAGUUCUCAUCUUCAUCCGCUUGGGCGAUUUCGCCGCCCAGUCGCAGGACCUACAGCGCUACUUUCAAAGCUUGGUACAUCUGGUCGCCUGCUGCGAACAAUGCCUCGUUAUCAUUAUGGGCUGCGUGCCGACGCUGAAGCUUGUCGCGACGCUCAAGCUCCCUACCGUCAACGACAUAAGCUACUUCUUAUCCAGUCUUCUCUCCAGGGGCUCGGGAAGAAGUCGAGGAACCUCGGCAUACAAUACUGGCUCGGACUGGGAACUCGCUCCGAGAGUUUCGACACCGGCCGACGAGGCCACGAUGACCGCCCCCAAGAUAAUACAGAGAAAGGAGUUCACGAUAGCCUACAGUUAAGCAGCAGGAGUAGAAAUAAUUUAGAUGGGUGCGACACCGUGACGCAAGGGACAAUGAAGGUAUCGUGGGCAUCGUAGUGGGUGAGGCGUGAU